This is a messenger RNA of Micromonas commoda, 177 nucleotides long. RefSeq lists its product with no specific name. NCBI's taxonomy places the organism in Eukaryota, Viridiplantae, Chlorophyta, Mamiellophyceae, Mamiellales, Mamiellaceae. Bases 1 to 177 code for a protein of 58 amino acids. The record is from RefSeq and is a predicted model, not a curated record. The transcript is spliced from 2 exons.
AUGCCCAUCAAGAACGCCCCCGUCAAGAAGGACAAGCUCACCGACGCCGAGAAGAAGAAAAUCAAGCAGGAUAACAAGGCCAAGGCUAACCCCGGCAAGGCCGCGGAUAAGAAGGCAAAGAACGACGCCAAGCGCGAGGGCCGAAAGGAAUCCGGCUCCCAGAAGACGUUCGCCUAA